Molecule: messenger RNA, 1933 nt
Organism: Dichomitus squalens LYAD-421 SS1
Lineage: Eukaryota; Fungi; Basidiomycota; Agaricomycetes; Polyporales; Polyporaceae
Exons: 4
Coding region: 25-1737 (570 amino acids)
Biological process (GO): peroxisome organization
Cellular component (GO): peroxisomal membrane
Source: RefSeq, a predicted model, not a curated record
CUUCUCAUCUUGUCGUCCUCCAUCAUGUCUAGGACCGCCGACGAGACCACACACGCUCAGUCCACUCCUCUUGUCGAGUUUCUCAACACCCUGCCAUCGCCUGUCACCACUGCUCUGGUCGGGCUUGCCCCGGUCAUCUCGAGAUCUCGCUAUCUUGCGCAGCUACUGGUAUGGAAGGCUGCGUGGGAGGACUGUUGGCUGUUUCUCGCUUCGUGGUGGGCUAUAUGCUUGGUACCUGAGCUGGGCCUUAGGUAUCUACUGCCUCUCGCUGUACUCUUGGUAUAUUUCCGCCCGCGCGGAGAUCCCAAUAUCCAACGAAGCCCUCCAACCAUCACUGAGGACACCCUCCAGCGUGCAAUCACCGAUCUCACCACCAUCCACGCUCUCCUUCCAUCUUUACCUCUGCCCGUACCCUCAAAACCACUGACGGUACCUAAGCCCCUCGUCUUACUCCGCUCAAUCGCUGUAUUGUACAUACCGUACUUCGCGCUCACGUAUGUUGUCCGCAUCCGCAUCCUCCUCGCCCUCUUCGGCACCCUCUUUUUAACUUGGCGGGCCCGUUGGGCUGUGGUCCUCCGUGGCGCUCUCUGGCGCAGCGCACAUAUCCGCUGGGCUGUCUACCGCUUGUGGUCAUUCCUGUCUGGGCAGUCCCUCCCCCCUCUCACGCGCUCCCCCCAAGCGCAGUCCGAAGCACGCCUCGCAUCCGUCUCCUCUCCCUCAUCGCUUCAGGCGCAAAAGAAACCUCUCCCAGACACAAACGUCCGGUUCCUUUUCACAAUCUACGAGAACCAGCGGUGGUGGAUGGGCUUGGACUGGACGGCCGCGCUCCUCCCUGGGGAACGACCUUCGUGGUGCUCGGCGUCGCAACAACCCGCGGCGCCACCGAGCGCGUUCACCCUCCCAGCGCCGACGACGGCGUAUACCCCCACAGCUGACGGGAAGGGCCGCGUGAAGCGCGUCGCCCGGUGGCGGUGGGAAGAGGACGAGUGGCGUGUCGUUGUAAGGCGGGAGGGCUCGGGAACGAGUCGGGUUGAGAGGCCGGUUCCGUCGGCGAAGGAGGAGAGCGCGGCUGCCGCGAGCGCGAACAGGAUUUUGAAGGCUGCGGGAAAGAUGCGCUCGGGAAGCCUGGACUUGAUGGAAAAAGGGACGGAGAAGGAGAGAGAUGCUCAGGCAAAUUCUGGAGAGGGGCAUGGGUAUAGUGGGGAACAUGGCACGAGUCCAAACGACAGUGCGCACGAUGCCAAGGAUGAAGUCGAGGUCGAAGAGCCUUUCACGGACGCGGAUGGGUGGGUAUAUGCGGACAAUAAAUGGGAGGGUGCGAGCAGUAAGGGUGGGAUGGGCAAGUAUACGCGUUAUCGGCGAUGGACACGCAUAGCAGUCCUCACGGAGACCGUUGAGAUUGUUGGACCAGGGGAGCUCGGAAUUCGACGGGACGAGUUACCGGCCCCAGCGCUGGAAGCAUCCGCCCCAUCCUUGGUCAUUCCGUCUUUGUCCCAAACAGUCGCAGCAGGCCCUCGGACUCCGCUCAAAGAACCAGCGGAUAACUCGAAUAACACUGCAAGCCGUCCCGGGCAUUCUCGCUCGUCGUCUUCAACAGCGAGCUGGCCCCCUGCGGAGGCGAUCAGCAGGGAGACAGUGACUGUCACACCAGCGAGCUCUCCUGCGGUGGACGACUCAGCGUCACGGCUAAGACAGCGGUUGAAGGCGGCUGUUCUCGGGACCGGGGACCAUUCGUAAGGAAGGGAUUGUGUCUUAGCGAGACGAUCUAUCACCUAUUAUAUGUUGUCUGUUGUAAUGCCAUUGUCUCCACCGCUCAGUAUCAUUCACCAGGGUGCAGUGACUUCGUGGGCAUAAGUGUACUUGGCAAACCAUAUGCUACCACCGCAGGAUGUAUCUCCGCACAUAGCGCCUAAGAGUCACCGCUACCAUUCAC